UUGCCGAUAUCGGGGACAUCGAUGCUCCGACUCGUCGACUCAUCGCCGAAAGUCCACCUCUAGCGCAUACAGAAUUUGCAACGCCGCAGAAAAAACGCGUUUCGUGGUCUAUUUUACCGACGAAUUGGCUAAAGUUAAUAUAUAUUUUAGUUUCGAAGUGAAAACAGUGACAUAGUCACGAGAAAAGCUUCUCAGGCAGCCCCAUAAUUGCAAGAGCAUAACCCACCCGCUCAUGAGUAGUCAUAGAGACGGACCCGGACCUGAACUCGAUCGCAUCACAGUCAAAAUCCACAACAUGAAGCGAAGCGCCUCGCGCUCCCCAGGCCCUGGUCCAGGCAGAGGACCCUUGCCUCCCAGGAACUCCAGGAGUAUAGGACGCGGCUACGACAAUGGCAGCGGAGUGCCAGGCGACUCGCCCGAACGCAUCUCCCCGGAGCGCAUGCGACGCCGUUUGGAUAGGUCACCGAGUCCACGUGGCCGCUACGGAUCGCCGCAUAGGGAGCAGUACAUGCGGGGGCCGCCGUCUGCGGAACGCCCUGCCGCCUACAAGGUUUUGUGUGUGAGUGCACUGCCCCCAAAGGCACCGGACGAGUUCGUCGAGGAGACGCUUUACCGCGAGUACAAGAAAUUCGGGGACUUUAGUGUUCGCAUCGCGCACGACCUCGACGAGCGGGUGGCUUACGUGUGCUUCCGCACACCCGACGAUGCUCGAGAGGCAAAGCAUCACAAGCCGCGCCUGAUCAUCUACGACAAAAUGGUGAUGGUGGAGCCAGUGUACAAAUCGAUCCCCCGUCCUGACUACAGACCUCGCGGGCACUCUAUAUCGCCGCCGGACUACGAACGCUACCACUACUCGCGCUCGCCCAUGGGACCAGGUGGGCCCAUCGACCACCGCCGACCUCCGAUUGAUCCGUACGAUCGUUACGGAUCGUUACCGCAUAUGCAUCCGCAUGCAGUGCAUCCACGCGAGUACCGUCCCAUGCACCACGAGUAUCCUCAUCCACCACGUGGUCCCCCGAUGCACCGUGGUCAUCCACAUCAUCUGCACGGAGGUCAUCCUCCGCCCCAUCAGUAUCCCCCCAUGAGGCCUAUGGCCCCGCGAGCACCGCAUGUUCCGUAUGAAAAGCCUGAGAGCAAAAAGGACAAGUUUCCCAACUAUCUGCACCACGUGCAGCCCGAGGAUGAUCCACUCGCGACGCGCACUCUCUUCGCCGGCAACCUGGAGGUGACCAUAGCCGACGAUGAGCUGCGUCGCAUAUUCAGCAAGUACGGCGUGGUCGACGACAUCGAUAUAAAGCGGCCACCGCCUGGCACCGGAAACGCAUUCGCCUUUGUGCGCUACCAGAAUCUUGACAUGGCUCAUCGGGCCAAAAUCGAACUCUCCGGACAGUACAUUGGCAAGUUCCAGUGUAAGAUUGGCUACGGAAAAGUGACACCAGCUACACGCAUGUGGAUCGGCGGACUGGGUGCUUGGACCUCGGUGACACAGCUGGAGCGAGAAUUCGACCGCUUUGGGGCCAUCAAGAAGAUUGAGUAUCAAAAGGGAGAGCCCUACGCGUACAUACAAUAUGAGACGGUGGAGGCAGCCACAGCAGCGGUCAAGGAGAUGCGAGGCUUCCCCCUGGGCGGUCCGGAGCGUAGACUGCGCACUGAUUUUGCAGAGCUGCCGGGAGCCACACCAGCGGCCUCCUCGUUUAAGACCUCCAAGCCGCCGUACGAUGAGAGCGCACUAGAGUAUCGACGUCCGGAGUACGAUCCCUACUACGAAGAGGCACCUGUAUAUGCCCCCCGGGGCGGCUAUUCCCCCUAUCCGCCGCGUGGCGGCUACCGCGGUCGUGGUGGCUAUCGCGGACGUGGUCGCGGCAUGUAUCACUAUCACAAUGAUGUACACAGGCCUCCACACCCUGGUGCGCUGGGCGGAGGGCCCUCUUCGGUGCCGCCACCAGGCGGAGUGGAUGAUGAGUGGCGUCGUCCACCGGGCGAGUCCUACGAUCGGACAGCUCGUUCCAUUUCACGCGAACCUGGCGUUGAGCGUUCCCGUUCUCGUUCGCCCCUCAAGCGUGGCCGAUCUCCAGGCUCCGACUCGGACACCUCGACUCGACGCAACGAUGCACUCGGCACGGCCACCACAGUACCAGAAGUGGCGCGCAAGUGCGGCACGGUGUGGACUGGAGCUCUGAUUCUGAAGAGCUCCCUCUUCCCGGCCAAGUUCCAUUUGACAGACGGUGACACGGACAUCGUGGAGUCUCUGAUGCGGGACGAGGAGGGCAAGCAUAACCUACGCAUAACCCAGAGACUGCGCCUAGAUCCCCCAAAGCUAGAUGAUGUGCAGAAACGCAUCGCCUCCUCCUCGGCGCAUGCCAUCUUCAUGGGUCUGGCCGGAUCCACGGUGGACACCAAUUGUGAUGACACAAGCGUUCAGACGCGUCCACUGCGCAACCUUGUGUCCUACCUAAAGCAAAAGGAGGCGGCUGGUGUGAUCUCCUUGCUGAACAAGGAGACCGAGGCGACGGGAGUUCUGUAUGCCUUCCCCCCCUGUGACUUUUCUACAGAGCUGCUGAAGCGCACGUGCGUCAGCCUCACCGAGGAAGCCCUCAAGGAGGAUCAUCUCGUCAUUGUUGUGGUGCGCGGUGGAACGGCCUAACUUGGGCCGGGGAAGGGGAGUGGCAGUGUAGGGAGGAGGAGAGCUAAAGUGCUGGACAAACUGCGAGGUAAAAAGCUAUCCACAGGGCUCGUUGGAAAGCACACUCCCCUCCACAACGUAACUAUUAAGUAGAAAACCUAAUGUAUCUAAGAGUCCCCUAUCCAGAGGAGACGUGACAUACACGCAAGGGUCGUGUAUAUGGUGGACACCAGAUAUCCAGACAAAAUUGACAUCCUAGACAUCACACAUCCCCAUUCACAAAAACACAUUCGAUUCACUUAGCCAUAGAAAUAUCUACACACCCAUGCACUCCCUUAGAGAAGACCCGGAGAAUCGAGCAGACAUCCCAUAACCAGCAACAGAACCAGUACUCCCCCAUAAUCCAUUGUAAUUAAUCAAUUAUUGUUCUUUUUACAGUUCUUUGAGAGGCAGUCUGAUCCUUAAGGUUUCUUGAAAGUUCUCCCGUUGUGUUAGUGACAGUGUACAGUUGUGCUUAAAAAGUUGUGGAAUGAAACCCACAAGAAAAGUUUUUUGUAAUUGCUAUCUAAACUACACAAGUAUUUUUUUUAAUUUGUAAUUAUAUAUGAUAAAGUGUCCAAUUUCCGAAUGAAAUGCAAGAUAUCUAUCUCCCUUACGAAACAAUUCAGAAAAUAUUCAACGAGUGCAAAAAAGAGUUUUGUGUUAUUUUGAAAUUCAUCCUUAUUUCGAGUUGUGUUAUUUUCGAUACCCUGUUUAUGCAAAGUUUUAGUUUAAGACCGUAAAAUAGUGCGACAACAAGUGCACCCCCAGUCUGAUUGUCGACAUUACAUGCGACCAAACACCAGAACUCGUUUCUCAAGCAGAUGAGUAGUUAAGCAGUGCCCUCCGAGUUGAUUUCGUUGCUUGAUGCUUGACGCUUGGUGCAUGGUGCAGUGCAGCAGUUUUUCCCCUGUGCAAAAAGUGUGUUAAAUAAACAAUGAUUUCAAUUGUUCCAUUGGUGGCCUGAUGAUGCCUUCAGCUUCACUCGAAUCUCCUCGUGGCUUGGCGCUUGCUGUGGUGAGUGAGGUGAGGUGUGGUGUGGUGAAUCCGUGCUGUAUUCGGUCCUUCUGGACCUGGACCCUGUUCUCGAUCCGUUCCGAUACGUUCACCUUCCAUCCGAAUAGAGAACGUCGUGUAGCAUUCGCUCCAAAAUGUUUUCGCUGUUUGAAUGGGUUUGGCGAUUGUUACAUUGGUUCUCUUGUGGUUGCUCUCAACAACAAAGUGGUGUGGUGUGGUGUUUCGAUUAUAAUUUUACAAAUACAUAUAUGAUUUUCCGUUUCUGUGUGUUCAAGUGUCCAUUCCGGAACAAUAUCAUUGCUAGCUAUAGAUGGAUAACAGCUACCUAUCCCAGAAAAGAAAGUGCAUGUGUAUGUGUAUGCGUGCGUUGUCAAAUCACAAAUAUCGAGAGAGAUACGUACAUAUUUAUUGAAAAUUCGAAAAUUCUGUUUAAUCGAGCCUAAUAGAUCCUGAAUCUGUACCCUCAGAGAUAGUUGUACC
Molecule: messenger RNA, 4159 nt
Organism: Drosophila pseudoobscura
Lineage: Eukaryota; Metazoa; Arthropoda; Insecta; Diptera; Drosophilidae
Gene: nito
Product: RNA-binding protein spenito
Exons: 3
Coding region: 233-2644 (803 amino acids)
Biological process (GO): regulation of alternative mRNA splicing, via spliceosome
Cellular component (GO): nucleus
Molecular function (GO): mRNA binding
Source: RefSeq, a predicted model, not a curated record